This is a messenger RNA of Haplochromis burtoni (Burton's mouthbrooder), 2934 nucleotides long. Its product is annotated as catenin delta-1. Gene Ontology annotation, cellular component: plasma membrane; cytoplasm; nucleus. Gene Ontology annotation, molecular function: cadherin binding. Lineage: Eukaryota; Metazoa; Chordata; Actinopteri; Cichliformes; Cichlidae. Gene Ontology annotation, biological process: cell-cell junction assembly; cell-cell adhesion. The record is from RefSeq and is a predicted model, not a curated record.
UCCAUUUCUACCUGCUUCUGGGGCUCGGUGGUUGGGUCACUUUCCACACAUGAACAACUAAAGCGCCACUUCUGAACUUGGUGUGAUCUCUCACCUCUUCUACCAAAACCCUGCCCACAGGUUAAGUGUGUAUGGAGCAGUGCGAGAGCGCAGCGGCUCUGCUGGAGUCGGUCAGGGAGCAGGAGGUGCAGUUUGAACAGCUGACCAGGGCGCUGGAGGAGGAGAGGAGGAGAGUGGGCCUCCCCGCCACUAGCCCCUCAACCUUGGGUCGUCCCCUCCCUCACACACAGAACGGGCGUUUAGGGGAUGCAGACAUAGAACGACUGAAGCUGACAGACACGUAUAUAAACGGCACACAGUACAGGAUGGUGGACCCUGCACAUGGCGCUCUAGAUGAGAGCUACACGCCAGAGGAUGAAUCUCAGGAAGUGCAUUCAGUCUUUUCCGAAGAAGGAACCACGCGGCGGAUGGACAAUGGGAUGAAGAAACCGAUAUCGCGCACAGUCCUGCCUACUGAGUCAUUGUCCAUCGAUGGGGGCUUGUCAGUGCCUGGUAUGGGCGUCUACAGCGCCACAUUGGACCGUCCUUACAGGCAGCCUGGUGGAAUGGACUACCCCACUGCUACAGUACCCAGAAACUACCACUAUGGUCCUGUGGGUGGUUACGAUGACUAUCGCGGAGGUCUGCCAUCAGAGGCCUACGCUAGUCUGAGCAGGGGUUCACACAUGGAUGAUCGCUACAGGCCAAUGGAUGGCUACAGGACUCUGGACUCUGGCUACCGGGCUCCGAGCCGCCAGCAGCUCGACCCGUACGCAGCACAGCCCCAGGUGGGUCGGGGAAUGAGGGCCAUGGGCUCUGCGAUGGAGAUGCGGUAUGGGCACGGUCACUAUGGUUUGGAGGAUGAUCAACGUAGCAUGGGAUAUGAUGAAUAUGGAAUGGGGCCUCCACCUAUGCACCCUGGAGGCUAUGGUACCAUGCCACGCCUGGGACCGGGGCCUGGGGGUAUUGAUAGACGAAGACUGAGGAGCUGCGAGGACACUUUGGACAGUGACAUAGGCAGCGUUGAGCCAUACGCCUGGGCCGUCCCGAUGACAAUGGAGAGAGGAAGCAUGGCUUCUCUGGACAGCACAUUGAGAAAACCUCCUACUUCGUGGAGACAGCCAGAGCUUCCGGAGGUUAUCGCCAUGUUGAAUUACCGCCUGGACCCUGUCAAGACCAACGCUGCUGCCUUCCUCCAGCACCUCACAUUCAAAAAUGACAAGGUUAAAUCAGAGGUGCGCCGCCUAAAGGGCAUCCCAGCUUUGGUGUCGAUGCUGGACCAUCCUAGUAAGGAUGUGCAUCACUCAGCCUGCGGGGCUCUGAAGAAUAUUUCAUAUGGACGAGACCAAGACAACAAAAUCGCCAUCAAGAACUGCGAUGGCGUACCUGCUCUGGUUAGAUUACUGAGGAAAACGCACAACCAGGAUCUCACAGACACUAUCACAGGCACCUUGUGGAACCUUUCAUCCCACGAUUCGGUUAAGAUGGAGAUUGUGGACCACGCCCUGCAUGCCCUAGUUGACGAGGUGAUUGUUCCACACUCAGGCUGGGAGAGAGGGAACAGCGGAGGAGGAGAAGAAAGCUGCAAACCACGCCAUAUGGAGUGGCAGACCGCCUUGACCAACACUGCUGGCUGCCUUAGGAAUGUGAGUUCAGAACGCAGCGAGGCCAGGCGAAAGCUGAGGGAAUGCACGGGGCUGGUGGAUUCACUUAUGUACAUGGUCCAGUCACAGAUCAACUGCAAAGAUGUGGACAAUAAGCUGGUGGAGAACUGCGUCUGCCUUCUGAGGAAUCUGUCCUAUCAGGUUCACCGUGAAAUCCCCGGCUCUGAACAAUACGCAGAGGCCAUACCUGUCAACCAGGGCCCAGCUCCAGCCAGUAAGGGCGGCUGCUUUGGCUCUAGAAAAGGCAAAGAUGAGUGGUUUUCCAAAGGAAAGAAGGAUGUAGAUGAUGGAAGUGCAGAUAUGGUUGAUAUUCCAAAGAGAACGACACCUGCCAGAGGUUAUGAGCUUUUGUUCCAGCCUGAAGUGGUUCGUGUUUACACGUCACUGCUCAAAGAGAGCCAGAACCCAUCGGUGCUCGAGGCUGCUGCCGGCGCCAUCCAGAACCUGUGUGCUGGCCGGUGGACUUAUGGUCGGUAUAUCAGGGCAAAGGUGCGUCAUGAGCAGGGACUCCCCAUGAUGGCAGAACUGCUGGCUCAUGGCAAUGAUCGUGUGGUCCGUGCAAUGUCUGGAGCUUUGAGGAAUCUUGCCAUUGACAACCGAAACUGUGAACUGCUAGGUUUGCAUGCAGUGCCUCACCUUGUGGCCAACCUGCCUGGAGCCCAGAAUCAGUCUGGGCGUAAUCUAUCCGAGGAGACAGUUGUGUCUGUACUGAGCACGCUCAGUGAGGUGCUAGGCAACAGAUUGGAGCCAGCAAAGGUCCUUCGAGAGAAACGAGGCAUCGAGAGCCUGGUGCUAAUCAACAAAGAUGGCAAGCGCUCUGAUCGCGAAGUGCGGGGGGCGAGCCAGGUCCUGCAGCUCGUCUGGGCUCACAAGGAACUGCGCCGACCUCUUGAGAAAGACGGCUGGAAGAAAACGGACUUCAUGGUUAACAUUAACCCAGGCACCACUACCACUAACGGCCCGAGCACUCGAGCUAACGGCACCUAUGAAGACAGCACUACACCCCUCCUGGACAGAGGGGAAAAGAGGGACAUGAUUCCCCUGAAUGACAUUGGCCCUGAGGCCUACUCUACACUGGACCAGAAAGAAAGGAGACACACUCUGGAUGAGACCACAGACACUUUACCGCGAGGGGUGUAUGGGGGCAGAAAGGGCUCCCUGCCUCUAUUGGACUCCUACGAUGGUUAGCCCUCCCCCAUCCCCUCUACCCCCCUCUGCAUGUAACAGCAUG